Molecule: messenger RNA, 5861 nt
Organism: Oncorhynchus mykiss (rainbow trout)
Lineage: Eukaryota; Metazoa; Chordata; Actinopteri; Salmoniformes; Salmonidae
Source: RefSeq, a predicted model, not a curated record
AGGUGCAGUUGAUAUGAAUCUGGCUGGGAGUCCCAAAGACUCAGAACUGAACAUAGACGUUCAUAUCGACCUAACACAGUUUUAGUUUUUAUUUCAUUUUUGUCUCAUAUUAUUUUUUUUAUACAUUAGCUGUAUAUUUGUGUAUAUAGAUAUUAUUUUAUAUUUUUAUACAAGUCAACAAGAUGGAACUUAAUUCUCUUUUAAUUCUCCUGGAGGCUGCAGAAUACUUGGAAAGAAGAGACAGAGAAGCAGAACAUGGUUACGCGUCUGUUUUACCGUACAAUAGCGACUUUUCCCGAAAGAAAACGAAAGCUUCACCAAUUUCAAGAAAAACUCAGAACAAUAGAUCGUCACACAACGAGCUGGAGAAACACAGACGUGCCAAACUACGGCUGUACCUUGAGCAGCUGAAGGAGCUGGUUCCUUUGGGUCCGGACAGCACUAGACACACCACACUGAGCCUGCUGAAAAGGGCCAAGAUGCACAUCAAGAAGCUGGAGGAGGCGGACAGAAAGGCUCUGAACACCAAAGAGCAGCUCCAGAGAGAGCACCGCUACCUCAAACGACGUCUGGAACAGCUGGUGAUGCCUGGAGGCGUGGAACGUACCCGAACCGACAGCCUAGGCUCCACCAUCUCCACCGACUCAGAGCAAGAGGUGGACAUUGAAGGAAUGGAGUCCCCCCUGGGCGAGGGUGAGCUUGGCGAGGGCGAGGGGGACAGCGUGGACGAGAGCAUCAGUGACGACGGCCUCCUGGACGGCGAGGAGGAGGAGGACUACAACCUGCAGAGCAGCUCCAGCGACGCCAGCUACACACAGCAUUCCUCACACAGACUGCAGCCGCACCACUGCUAGGGGCCACCAGGGGGCCCCUGAGGGCCACACCUCCAAUCAGCCCUCUAUGACCCCAGCCCCGCGUACCCUCCUAUUCCCUUCCUACCCCCCCUAACAUUGCCCCAGCACGCACCCCCUCCAGCCCACGCCACGUGGUCAUCAGCCACCCCCCCAGCAAACAGCGGCUGUGGUCUCCCCCUCCCCAAUGUCCCCAUUGGCGCUUAUUCCCUGGAACCAGGAAGUAGACUGUAGACGUUCCUGUCGUGGCUGACUUCCUGACUUUUUCCUGUCCUAACCCCUACACCACACCCUACCUCACCCCUAUCCUAUCACCCCUUAUCCCGCUUAUCUUGCCUAACCUGACCCCUAGACCUCCCUCACCUCUACCUGUUGUGGCUGCAGGCUCGGAUAUAGCAGAGCAGUUUGUGGUUUUGUUGGGGACCUCUGUGGUGUGGUGGCAGACAGCUUUGACUUGUCAAUGGGAACUCAGCGUGUGUGUUUAACUCUGUGUGUGUGUGUGUGUUUAACUCUGUGUGUGUGUGUGUGUGUGUGUGUGUGUGUGCGUGCGUGCGUGCGGUAUAGGAUAGAGCAUUAGCUGGGGACAAACUUCAACUCUGUCAUUUGAAUGAGGCACAAUUUCUGAUGGAGAAAAAAAUAACAUUCUAUUGGAGUGUUCUAUUGGAGUGUUCUAUUGGAAUGUUCUAUUGGAGUGUUCUAUUGGAAUGUUCUAUUUGAACAUAUCUCUUGUUAAUCUGCAAACCCCAAUCAAUGUUACCAAAUGUACUGGACAUUAGGGUCAAUAUUUCUAAGGGCAGCACAUUGAUAUCUCUCCCUCUGGCUGAGUUCCUUAACCACUACUCCACACUACUGAACACGACACUAGAAGUGGGUCUGAAAUGGCACCCUAUUCCCUAUAUGGUGCAAGUGUCUGAAAUGGCACCCUAUUCCCUAAAUAUUCACACACGGUGCAUCCUCAGAAUCGAAAACCAUACUUUACUUUUCAGUAGCAUAUUGAUGUAGCAAUAAAACACGGGAAGAUACUGCUUUCUCAAGCAUUUAAGCGAUUCUGGUGGGUCAAUUUUGUCCCAAAAUGGCAGCAUGAUUGCCCUCUUUUACUAAGUUAUAGAGGACAACUGGGCAUUUUGGAGGGGAAGACAGUGGAUCAGCAGGAUCAGGCUAACCAUUCUGUUAUUCACUAAUAUAUCCAUUUAUUACCCUGCUGUCAUCAGUCUAUUCCUAGCUCCAACAGUUCUAGAUGUGUGUAUGUGUAUGUGUGUGUGUAUGUAUGCAGGCGUGCAUGCGUAAGUGUGUGUGUGUAUGUAUGCAGGCGUGCAUGCGUAAGUGUGUGUGUGUGUGUGUGUGUGUGUGUAUGCAGGCGUGCAUGCGUAAGUGUGUGUGUGCACGGUCGGUACACAUUGACAAGUCAAAGUUGUAGAAGUGCAUAAGAAUAAAAAGCCAGCUCUAAUGAUCAGCUCUCUGUAGAGGAAUAGGUAUUGCAUCAAAACUAAUCAUAACAAUGCUUUCAUUUCUCUAACUCAAAGGUAGAUUAGUGUAUUUUCUCUGCUAUAUCUGUUAGCUAGAUACUACUUCUGAAGCUUUGGGGACAUUGUAAAAGACCAAUGUAAUGUAUUCUUAGAAAUGUACAGCACUGUCUCCAAAGCCAUGCACACUAGUAUAAAAUAUUGACGGAAGAGGCAUAUCUUUGGCCUUCUGAACAUUUAACCGUUUAGGCCUGAGUUUCUCUCGUAAUCCUUAGAGCUUGGCAUUCCAACACUUCAAAAAGGGCCAGUCCACGACUUGGCAGGUCUGACCAAAAAGGGCCAGUCCAUGACUUGGCAGGUCUGACCAAAAAGGGCCAGUCCACGACUUGGCAGGUCUGACCAAAAAAAGAACAAACAAAAAAAAAUCACAAAAGACUUAGAAAAACGUUGCAUUGAAAAAAAACAGCUAUCGGUCACUGAAAGUGAUACUGUAGUCUAUAUUUUCUAUUCUAUUUUCCUAAAUGUUCUCGUUUAACGAAAAGACAAAAAAGAAGAGUAUAUCUAUAUAAAUAUAUGACAGGCAGACAGACAGAAGGCCAGGCUAGUUGAAGGUAGAGAGAGUGUAGAACAGGGAAGCUAGGAACCUGGUUGCCCCCUUCUCUAGAUCUCUCCCCAAUGUCAUUCUGUGCCUUGGUGAGCCUUGGUGACUGUUGUCGUGUGCCCCCCUCCCUCCUCCUCCCUCCAUCCCUACUCAGGUCUUGACCCUGCUACACACUCCCCCAGCUCCACCCCCUUGCCCCCCAGCUCCACCCCUUUUCGGAGUAGAUGAACACUUUGUUUUAACCCCUUCCACCCCAAGCCAAAUGGUAAAUCUGUCUCCUCCCUGAGUGAAGAAGGGGCACGUGAAGAACUGAUUUUAGCCCCUUUUGCCUCCAUCGAGUACUCCUCAAGGUGUACCCCUGGUGCGGUUGCCAGGUACGCCCUACCCACUUGACGCCUGCCUGCCACGCCGCUUAAAGUCAACACUGACCAUACUGGUAACUCCCGAUGGCAGCUUCCAUUCACUCGCCCUGGCUGGUCAUUAUUGGGGUUCAAUCAGUCAACCUGAUUAGGGGUUUAAACUGCUUAUUUUGUUGUUGUGGCAGCCAUUUUGUUUUAGCUCUGUUUAUGAAAUGCACUUGUUUUUGAACAGGAAACCAUUGGGUGAGGAGAAGGGAGGAGAAAUCCAAUCAAUGAAGGCAGCUCGUGGUGUUCUCCUCCCUCCCUCCUCCCGGUGGCACCUUCCCUACUCUACUCUACUACCAUAGUUUUACCGUGACCCUGGUGGUCAUGGGGCGUCUCGAGACACAGCAAUAUGACCAUCUUGUGCUUUUUAAAGAGGAAGUGGGCGGUUGGUUGGUAGGCAGGCUUGGGUUUUAAAUUAAGAAGAAAUAGCCAGGUUCGUGCUUCGACUCUGUGGUUCAUUUUGUGACCAACAAUGUUAACAUUUCUGUUGAUGGAUUUGACCUCUGAACUCUCUCCAUACACUGAAGGAGGGCGAAAAGAAAGUAACCGAGAAAGAGACAGUUCUUGAGUUUACAUUCAUGUCAAGGACCUACGACUGUUAGGAGCACAGAUGUACUACUCUUUCAGUUUGCUUUUGAAAUGAACAACUGAGUCAAACUUGUCAAAUGAAAACUAAAUAUUGUCUUGCACAGAACCUCCCAUCAGCUAAUGUGAGGCAAUGAUUAAGUAAACGGAAACACACCUGGGCCAGGUAUGAGAUUUCUCAUGUUCAGCGACAUCAUUUUAUAAUGCACAUAGCGCACGUUCAGAAAGAGUGAGUGGUUGGAGGGCGGGUGUAUUAGCAGAGGAGGAUACUGAUUCAGAUACUGAAUGUAGGAGCAAAAGAAGUUGAAAAGACGUUAAGCAGACGUCUUUUUGGUUGAAAAAUGUAUAUUUUGUGUUGAAAAUGACUUUUUUGGUUGAAAAGACGUGGCCUUUUCAAAGCCUUGCGCUCACUAGGUUUCAGGGAAUAAGACUGCUGGAUGGUGGUUAUGGAAUUUCUUUCAAUGAUGUGCCUUGAAAAUAACUUUGUUUUCUUUUAACCAGAGAGAUUGUACUUAAAGUGUGACAGAGAUUGUCGAGCAAAUCACUUGGCGACAGGCAUUGAACACUAAAUGUGUUGAUUUGUGAAUGAGUUUGGAAACGCCUGGGGAAAGUAUGGGUUGAAAGAUGUGUGUUCGACUCUCAACCCUUUCACAAUGCAAAAACAACAUUAUUGUAAAAGUAAUCGAUGGUGCUGUCCAACAACUUUCCUUUAAACGUCAGAGCGGGGGGGGGGGUUGACACACUUAUCAAUGUGUUGACUUUUGUCGAAGCCGAGAGGUGGUUGAUCCCUGCUUUAAAAAUCAUCUAGUCUGAAAUUUAUCCAAGUGUGUUUGAUUUUUCUUUUCAAAGCACAAAAGCACAGCAAAAUGAUGAUUGAGUCUGUCUGCCAGGCUAUUGCUGCCAAGGGAGUCAGCAGGAGGGUGGGAGGGAGAGAUUGGGGUGAAAUAAGGUUGAGGCUCAGACCAAACAAGUGAAGCCUGUAUAGAGGCAAGGGGAAAGUCAACAGACUUAUACACUCAAACCUGGGUUCAAAUAGUAUUGUGAAAUCUCUGAAAACACUUUAGCUGUGUUUGAUUGUGGCUGUCUGCCUGUUUUUAAUGGAAUGGGCCCAAAAGAGCAAAUCCCACCCAUUUGGCUGGCAGGCAGACUUAACAAGCAAAGUAUUUGAAAUCUUCCUAUUUGAGCUCAGGUCUGACAGUUACUUUCAGAGACAAAUAGAACCCAUUCCUGUCCUCUGUCCUCUCCAAGUGCAGCUCUAUGAACAAACAAUCGAAUAAUGCCGUAACAAAAACCCGAUUCCUGCCAAAUAACUAGUCACUUUGAUUUCCUUUCCACCCCCUUGCGGACAGUCAUCAGACACCUAUGGAAUCCCAUCUUAAAUCAGCUUUAAUAGCAACAUGAAAUGUAGAUUUUAGUCCCAAAUGUAUCAUUGUCUCUCUUUUUAAUCCCUCUAACCCGUUACUGUCCUUUCUGUUUCUUUCUGUGUGACAUUGCUAGAGCACCGUCUGAAGAUAGGAAUGAUUUCUUUCCUCUUUUAUGUUAUGAGUUCUGCGAUCGUUCUCUUGUUGUCGUCGAGUUGGCAUGAGAGAACUCUUAGUCCCGAGGGUGUUGUGUGUCUCGUUGAUAGACAGUUUAGGGGCCUCGGAACUUUGGCCAGAGGGGGGGGGGGCUGGUUGAGAUUAGGUUCAGAGGGAGGGAGAGGAUGAAGGGGGCUGAGGGAGCUUGGCAUCGUAGUCGGGCAAAACACUGAGUAGGGAGAGUUCUGUGCCAGAGACCUGUGAAUAUGUUCCUUUAAUAGCAGAUGUUGUAAUAUGCUUUCAAAAGAUGUGCUAUAUUAUAUAAAUUCCUAUGUAUGGAUACAUGAGUUUACCUGGUGCUGGAUAACAUUUUGGCACACACUUGAAGGUAUUACGGUGUAUUCUUUAAUUGUAAUAUAAUUAAAAAAAUGUUUUUUACA